Lactuca saligna is the source of this 411-nucleotide messenger RNA. The record is from the annotation of a GenBank genome assembly. Lineage: Eukaryota; Viridiplantae; Streptophyta; Magnoliopsida; Asterales; Asteraceae.
AUGAUCCACAUUCGUCUGAGGUAUCCUCUCCAUUUGUUCCCACACAACUUCAAGAGUUUGCUAGGCCACCCAUUGUGCAAGUGUACUAUAGCUGACACAUCCUCUCCUAAUCCACUACCAUUCUCGUUUGCAGAUCCAAUAUUUGAUGAUCCCUUGGUGGUUGACUUCUCUAUGACCUUGAUGUCGCCAUUGCCCUUCGAAAACAAGUCUCGCAUUCGGAAAAGAAUUUUCUUAUCGUACUGGAAGUAUUGCUUAGAUAUAUGCAGUGAUUCUGGUCAGAUUGAGUCAAAACCUUGUGGAGCCAUUAUGAUUCCAAAUGUAAAGCUAAGAGCAAAUAAAGGAGAUCUCCUUGAGAAUCUGGAAAAGCAUAGAAGAAUUGAGGGAAAGCUGAACUAUCUAACGAUUACGUGA